Molecule: messenger RNA, 2951 nt
Organism: Ipomoea triloba (trilobed morning glory)
Lineage: Eukaryota; Viridiplantae; Streptophyta; Magnoliopsida; Solanales; Convolvulaceae
Product: interactor of constitutive active ROPs 3-like
Exons: 4
Coding region: 868-2685 (605 amino acids)
Source: RefSeq, a predicted model, not a curated record
AUUCCGAUUCUUCCAUCAGCAUUUUGAGCAGUUAGCUAUGUUAUGUAAUCGUCAAUUAGGUGUUUUUAACAUUUGAAAAGCUAAUUAAUCACGAGAUUAUGUUAGUUAAUCACUGGCUGGUUGUUUUGACGUCGUCGCACUACCACCGCGCCCAAUUGUCGUCGCAAAUUUUGCAAUUUUCUCCGCAAAGCCCGCGCCCACACUGUCGUCAAUUGCAGGCAACUACGUAUCUGAUUAGCAGGUUCAGGGCCUUGCUGUAAAACCCACAAGUUAAAAACCGAAUCUUCAAAAGUCCCUUUAACACUUUUCAGGGGUUAGGUAUCCACAUAAAGGCAUGUAUAUGCAUAUAAUAGUCUUUUGCCGGAUUUGAAUAUAUGUUUAAGCUCUCUCUUUCUUACUCCAUCUCACACACAUUAUUUAUAUGCUGUGUGGUUGGACAUUCUUCUUAGUUGUUUUGGAUACUUGCUUCUUCUUUUCUUUGAUUUUGAAAAUUUGAAGAAUGAAACUCUCCAAAGAAAAAAAUGGUUGUAUCCCAGAAAAGAAAAUGCAGUAGAGAUCCGUUUAUUCAGGCUAAAAUGGAGGAUUAUUUUGGGUGGCAAGAACUUCAAAGGGCAACCAAUUUAUUCAUUGGCCCACUUUGUCUUGUCACCUAAUCAGCUUUAAUUGGUAAAUUGUAAAAACUUGGGGAUACUCGUGAAAGCAAUAAUAGCACUAUAGCAGAUAUCAUAAUGUCUACACUAUUAAGUUGUGGUGCCAUAAUAUCUGCACUGUUGUAGGAUUUGUGGGACAGGGGGCAAUUGUGCAGUAAUAAGGUCUUCUAUAAUCUGAUACCCACCUAGCUGCCAAGAAGAUACAAGUAAAUGAAAUAUGCAGACUCCAAAAGCAAGACAAAGGUCUUUAGAAGUACCUCGAAAAAGAUCACAACCGGCAGUUUCUUCUUCAGAAUCUCAAAAGAUCUCCCCUCGAUCUCUUUCUCAUGGAGUAAAGACCUCUCCUCGUGCUGUACCGCAGCUCAAGACAGCUGUGCCUGAAUGUAAGUCACCAUCUCAAUCAUAUGCAAUUAGCAAGCUGAAGGAUAGAAGCUCAAAAAUCACUGAACAAAGAUCACCCCAGAGUUUUGGAUCAGAGGUUACUAAGUUGGAAUCUCGGAUUUCUGAACCUCAGACAGAUCUAAAGAAAGUCAAAGAUCAAUUAAGUUCUACAGAAGCGGUUAAGAUUCAAGCGGAGCAAGAUAUUGAGUUAUUGAAGAUGCAGUUUGCGGUCAUGUCCUCAAUACUGGAAGGCUCCGAGAAACAGUUAUUGAAGCAAACCGCUGCUUCUGAGGAAACUUAUGCAAGUGAACUUCAGAGCUCCUUUAAGCAGGAGAGUCAGACAUUGCAGUCUGAGCUCGGGGUGACUGACUCAACUGCAUUGCUUUCUUCCUUAUGUGGAAUUAAACAGUCGAAGUCCCAGCUUGGACUGAAUAGCUCGAAAGAAAACCUAAAGGGUAGUUUUUUGCUCGCAGAGGAUAUGGAAACCCAACUAAGGGAUAACGGUGAGUCAGUAGCUCAAGCCCAACCACGUGUUAAUGAAACUCUGCUGCAACUAGAAGCAGCCAAAAAGACUGUUGAGACCCUUAGAUCAGAUGGUCUCAAAGCCAUGAACGUGUAUGGUCCUGUGACUUCAGAACUAGACAAGUCAAGGGCACCUGUCAAUCUGCUGGAAGAGAUUGCUUGCAAACUCCCUGGUACCAUUUUUGAUUGCCGUAGCCCUCAAUCUAUGUGUGAUCAGAAUGAAAUUGGACAAAAUGAAGAAAAUAGGAAAAUGCUUGAAGCAGAGAUUUCUUCUAUGAAAUCAGAAAUUGAACAUUUGAGAGCUGCUCUAGAAGCAGUUGAGAUCAGAUACAAUGAAGAGCAAACUCGAAGCACUUUGGAGAUCAGGGGUGUGUAUGAGUUGAUGGAGCAGAUGAAGUCCAUUUCAGGUAAUAGGGAGACCGUGCUGAAAGAGGAGGUAGACAACUUGAAAGUUGAAAUUGAGGGGCUGAAAGCAAAUCUGAUGGAUAAAGAAACUGAAUUGCAAGGUAUCUGUGAUGAGAAUGAGACUCUAAGACUGGAAAAUAUGCAGUCAGGACAAAGGAAAUAUGCACUAGAACAGGAGCUUCAAAACUCAAAAGUUGAUAUUGAAAAUUUGAAGGCAAAUUUGAUGCACAAGGAAACAGAACUACAGAAAAUCUCAGAAGAAAACAAGAUGCUGAUGUUGGAAGUCAGGGCAAGAGAACCCAGCAAGGGGAAUGUGAACCAUGAAGUUGAUGCUGAACUAGAGAGAGCCAAGGCAGCAGGGCAAGAAGCUCUCAUGAAGCUCGGGUACAUGAAAGAAGAAGUUGAGAAGAGUAACAGGCAGGCAGCGAGAGUGGCCGAGCAGUUGGAUGUAUCACAGGCAAUGAAUGCUGAACUGGAAGCAGAGUUAAGGAGGCUGAAAAUUCACUCUGACCAAUGGAGGAAGGCUGCUGAAGCAGCUGCAGCUAUUCUUUCAGCUGGGAAUGGGAGAUUCAUGGACAGAACUGUAUCAAUGGAUAGCCAGCAUUGGCACAGAUCUGGUAAGCUUAGUCCACCUUUUUCAGAAGGCAUUGAUGAAGAUUUUCUGAAGAGGAAAAAUGCAAAUAUGCUUAAGAGAAUCGGCAUCCUGUGGAAGAAGGCUCCAAAAUAGGAGCACAAGGCUGAAGUUUUGGUAUUAUAUUGCACAUUUGCACGCACUGUUGCUAUCGUGUUCAAGAUGUGUACUUAAGAUACAAUCAUAUGAAUGCUUAUGAUGAAAUAAUCUCUGCUGUGUGUUAAUAAAUGCUCAGGCUUUAUCUUCUUAGUUUAUUUUCUGUUUCUCUGGGAUUAAACAGCUCAUAUUCAUGCUGUUCCAAUGCUCAGAAACUUACUGCCUGUGGUAUUAAGGAUUUGAUAGAAAUAGAUAUUUUCAUCUCA